Molecule: messenger RNA, 1089 nt
Organism: Eremothecium cymbalariae DBVPG#7215
Lineage: Eukaryota; Fungi; Ascomycota; Saccharomycetes; Saccharomycetales; Saccharomycetaceae
Gene: PEX12
Product: ubiquitin-protein ligase peroxin 12
Exons: 1
Coding region: 1-1089 (362 amino acids)
Biological process (GO): protein monoubiquitination; protein import into peroxisome matrix
Cellular component (GO): peroxisomal importomer complex; peroxisomal membrane
Molecular function (GO): ubiquitin-protein transferase activity; zinc ion binding; protein binding
Source: RefSeq, a predicted model, not a curated record
AUGGAUUUCUAUUCAAACUUACCAGUUGAUGCGACAGCGACGCCUACAUUAUUUGAAAUUAUUUCUUCACAGGAGAUAGAUGGACUUUUGAAGCCGACAUUUCAGUAUCUUUCAGCAAAUGCAAUACAGCGAGCGCCUUCACGGACUCGUAUAUUACUGCAUACCCGUUUUGAUGAGCUUUAUGGGAUUUUCAAGUUAUUGCUCGAGUACUACCAUCUCAAAAGGUAUAAUGCUACAUUUAUCGAAAAGUUUUAUGGGUUGCAGAGGGAGCGAACAUCUCCUGGAGACUACGCUGGUAAUGCCAGCAUCGGCCUCUCUCAUGUACAAGUGGGAGUUGUAUUGUUUGAAAAAGUAGUUGGUGUCUAUUUGAUAGACAAACUCGAUCGGUGGCACGGGUCCCUUUAUGGCCGUAGGCUUGUAGCUCCCCUUUCUCGUUGGGAACAGUGGUUUGUUAAAUGGUAUCCACGUUUUAAAAAGCUCAUUGCCAUUACCAAUUUACUUUGCAAACUGGGCUACCUCUCGGGCAGGUUCCGGGCCAUUUCUGUGCUAGAGCAUUUGGCUUCCAUCCAAUACACACGUUCCUCGGCAACACCUGCAGGAGCUCCAACAGUGUUGGAGCCAGAGGACCGGCUGAUACAAACUAAUUGGCCUCGUAUCCGGUCUCUAAUUUAUAGGUUCCUUGAAAAAGCAGGUGGUAAACUCGGAUCGUUGAGCAGUGAACUGUUCCCAACGUUCAUAUUCACAAUAAGACUACUCCAACAGUGGUCUCAGCAGCCUGCCAAGAAACACGAUUCAUGGGAUAAUUUAUCUUCCAUCCCCCCACCUCCCCGGCCUGAUGUAGAAGUUGAUAUCGGUGAUGAUGGUAACAACAGCGAUACUGAUUCGGAUAUCCCCACUACAGCAGUCACUUACAGCAGUACAUCGUGUCCAAUUUGUAAUUCAGACAUUACCAACCCCGGUGUACUCCAAACUGGCUAUGUUGCCUGCUACCCUUGCGCCGUUAAAUACGUUGAAGAGUUUGGCAUAUGUCCCGUUAUGAAGACCCCACUACUCGGAGGCACCAAGGGUGUCCGUAAGUUACUCUGUUAG